AUGUCGCCGCUCACGAAGAAGCUAGCUGAACUUUUCGACGAAGACUCUGAGAGCGAGAAAACGUUUUACGGCUUUUGUGACGACGAAGUAAGCGACCAGUGCGACAAGAAUAGUGACUUGGAAGAUGAACAAGAUGGAGGCCGGCCUUCUGUUUCCUCCAAGCAGCAAAGCGCCAAAAACUUCAGGCUGAGGGUGGUGCUUCACUCUGCUAUGACAGCCCACAACUCCUCUGAUGAUGAUAAAAAUGAUGGAGAGGAUGAAGACUGGACCCAAACGAGUCGGGUUAAAGAGAUCAGACAUGUUCUUCUUAAAGAAGAGCCUGAGGAUGUGUCUGACUCUUUCCUGCUGAAGAGAGAGCAGAACAUCAAGGCAAACAAAGCCAUGUUGGCUCAUCUGAUGGCGGACCUGCAGAAGAUGCCAGGAGGUGCCAAUCUUUUGAAAAAACAAGACGCAAAGCAGCCCAAAGAGAAAUCUCGUCCACCCCGCUCCAUAAGGGAGCCCAGGAAGAACCCGGAGCGGGCGUCCCGUCGACAGACCCGCUCCAUGGGCGGCUGCGAGGACCGCUCUGGGCCCCGGGAUGCCGAGCUGGAGCUCAGCUUGGAAGAGGAGCUUCUGGAGGUACGGCGACCCCCGCAGAGGCGUAGCACCCCGCGGCCCAAUCAGAGCUUACCUCGCGUGAUCCGGCCUGUGGACGACAUCACGGAGGAGGAGCUCCAGCUGGUGGCUGACCACUUGACUGAGAAAGUCUACAACAGAAUCACUGGCUCCACAUGCCACCAAUGUCGGCAAAAGACGGUAGACACAAAGACGUGCUGCCGCAGCGAGUGCUGCCGGGGCAUCCAGGGCCAGUUCUGCGGGCCGUGUCUGAGGAACCGAUACGGGGAGGACGUCAAGAAAGCACUGCUGGAUCCGGAGUGGCAGUGCCCUCCCUGCAGAGGCAUUUGCAACUGCAGCUUCUGCAGGCAGCGAGAAGGCCGCUGUCCCACAGGCAUCCUUUUCCCCCUCGCGCAGUACCACGGCUUCGUGGAUGUCCACUCCUACCUCAGCAGUCUCCACAGCAAACUGAAGAGUGAGGGUGACGACGUAGAGAUGUGA
Molecule: messenger RNA, 1095 nt
Organism: Phycodurus eques (leafy seadragon)
Lineage: Eukaryota; Metazoa; Chordata; Actinopteri; Syngnathiformes; Syngnathidae
Product: cell division cycle-associated protein 7-like
Exons: 8
Coding region: 1-1095 (364 amino acids)
Biological process (GO): regulation of DNA-templated transcription
Cellular component (GO): nucleus
Source: RefSeq, a predicted model, not a curated record